Moneuplotes crassus is the source of this 2056-nucleotide messenger RNA. The record is from the annotation of a GenBank genome assembly. NCBI's taxonomy places the organism in Eukaryota, Ciliophora, Spirotrichea, Euplotida, Euplotidae.
UAUAGGGGAUUAGAGAAUUUGUGGCAUGUGUAAGAUUUGUAUGUUUUUGAAAAUCUGUUGUAGCCAGAAUUGAAUUAGAGGACGAAUUGUAGAGGAAAGUUUGAUUAAGAAUAAAAGUAAUUAGUCACAUUAUGAAAAUUUAUUAUUUGAAUCAAUUAUAUAACCCUUCCUACAAUUAGUAAUUUUUUUCUACAAUUCUCCCUCUAAUUUAAUUUCUGAUGCAGCUGAUGUUCAGAAUCUUAAAAUGUUAUAACUACCACAAAUUUUCUAGUCUCCUGUAUUUUGUAUAAAAAUGGAUUCUAACACCCAACAUAUUAGCAUAUCACUGUAUGACAGAAGCGGAGACCUCAUUUUGUAUUAUCUUACAUCGAAUUUCUCCCAUAAAAAACAAAUUAUUCAUUAACUUCAAUGCCCUCUUUCAGCCCACCAGCCCAAUACACUUGUAUAGAGCUUAUUAUAUAAAAGCCAAAGUUUACGAAUAUUGCGGUGAUUCCCAACUAGAGUCUAAUAAAGAGGAUUCGAAGGGAUUUAAUAUGACAGAUUAUUAUAGAGGCCAACUGAGAGGCCUAUAAGGAAGCACAAGGAAUUCAAGAAGUGGAGGAGACCUUGUAUGGAGAAGAUAAUAACCAGUUUUCAAAUGCUUUACAAAAGCCUGGUGAGGAUGAUAAUAGAGGCAAUAAUGUUAAGGAAAAUUAUUAAUUUUGAUUCAUAAUUUGCAGGCCAUAGGAAAUAAUAUUAAUAGUGCUGAUGGAUUAAUGACCCAACUUUCAGGGAUUACUGAGAUCGGAGAAAAUGCUAAGGCUCAAGAUUUUAAGCCUUCUCUUAAUAAUUUAAAGCCAAUGUAUCCAGGAAAGAAAAAUGCUGUUGUUCCAAUGGCUCUUGAAGUUCAUGAUUCUAACCACACAGUUAUGGCUCCAAUCCAGGGAAAUCCUAUUCAUCCCACUCAAGGACAAGACCUCAAUGCUAAAAGAGUCAUGAAUGAAAGAUCAUUUCAAAAUCAAUCUAUGAAUCCUGAAUAAAAUCAGCUAACUCAAAAAAUGGAAGAAUCAGAUCAAGAGGAUAUUAUUCCAGAAGGUGAAAAAUUGAAAACAAGGAAGCUAUUCUGGCAAAUGAACGAGGAGAUAAGAAUCAAAUGGAAUAUCUUCGUCAUAAUUCUAGCCAUUUGGAACUGGUUCUCCAUCCCCUUCAAUGCAGCCUUUUCCCUGACUUCAUGAAGUCUAUUAGAAUAGAAAAUAUUCAAUGCUCUUAUUGAUUCGUUAUUUAUGGUCGAUAUGGUUAUUAACUUUAGACUUCUUAUAUAAAUUCCAAAACAGGUGAAGAAAUCUUCGACCUUAAAAUGAUCUGAAGGCAAGAUUCUGGAUCGAUAUUCUUGCAUCACUUCCUCUCGAUACGAUUUACCUGGUAUUCUUCUCUUCAGGAGGUGAUACUGCUAUUUUCAAACUGUUUGGGUUGUUAAAGUUAGUCCGUGCCUUCGAUUAUCAAGAAUCAUUAUGUAGAUGAACUUAAGAGAUAACAUUUAAAUAUCUCUCAAGCUUGUAAAAUUAGUGUUUUCCUUAUUAUGUAUAUUUAUUAUCUGAGUGUUCUUGGCAUUUGAUAGUAAAAGACAACAAGAAAUGGAUUCUUCCUUUAAACUAUGUCUGGACUGAGACUGAAAUUUACACUGAUACGAUAUCAAUGCUAUUUUGGAACGCUAUUUAUCAUAGUACUCUUCUCCUUGCAGAUAAUAAUAUUGGUCCUCGGAGAGACCUUCAACUCUUCUUUUGAAUCACAGCUUUACUCAUUUGUGCUAUUAUUAAUGCUAAUAAUUUUGGUAAUUUUGCUGUACUUGUCUCUGCACUCAAUAGGAAAUCUACUAAAUUUCAAGAAAAGUUAGAUACAGUAAAUACUGCAACAAAAAAUAUGAAGCUCCCAGAAGAAACUCAGAAGGAAGUUCAGAAUUAUAUUAUGUCCACUCAAAGUACUCUUGAACAUCGCAAUAAACAAAAUGUUUCAAAAAUAAAACUGGAUUCAUUUAUAAGAACAUAGAACUUCCCCUUCCCUUCGUUUAGAAGUCACA